AGGAGUUGCCCAGAGGGAGGCAUAGGAAGCGCCCCCAAUGCUUCCCUAUGGGCCAGGGUUCCUAGUGCUUCCUUAUGGGCAAGUGCUGUCGCUGGUUUUCGCAGGCUGAGAGGGGUCUGGGGGUCAGCAGGGGACAGGAGAAAUGGCCGCAGAGGACUCACAAUCCCUGUUGGCUUCUAUAGAAGAAGAAGGAGGACAUUGGCAGCUACUUGCUGAGCGACAUUUUAACACAGGCAGCUAUCUAAGGUAAAUGUUUCCAUAACCUUAUGGAGAGAAAGGACUUUGAAGCAUGGCUUGAUAAUAUUUCUGUUACGUUUCUCUCUCUGACGGACUUGCAGAAAAAUGAGACGCUGGACCACCUGAUUAGCUUGAGUGGGGCCGCCCAGCUCAGGCACCUCUCCAAUAAUCUAGAGACCCUCCUCAAACGGGACUUCCUCAAACUCCUCCCGCUGGAACUCAGUUUCUAUUUGUUAAAAUGGCUUGACCCUCAGACCUUACUCACGUGUUGCCUCGUCUCUAAGCAGUGGAACAAGGUCAUAAGUGCCUGUAUGGAGGUGUGGCAGGCUGCUUGUAAGAACCUGGGCUGGCAGAUCGAUGACUCGGUCCAGGAUGCUUCGCACUGGAAGAAGGUGUACUUGAAGGCCAUCUUAAGGAUGAAGCAACUGCAGGACCAUGAAGCCUUUGAGACCUCCUCACUGAUCGGACACAGUGCCAGGGUGUAUGCACUUUACUACAAGGAUGGACUUCUGUGUACAGGUUCAGAUGACUUGUCUGCCAAGCUGUGGGAUGUGAGCACUGGGCAGUGUGUCUAUGGGAUCCAGACCCACACCUGUGCAGCAGUGAAGUUUGAUGAGCAAAAGCUUGUGACGGGCUCCUUUGACAACACCGUCGCUUGCUGGGAGUGGAGCUCAGGGGCCAAAACCCAGCACUUCCGAGGCCACACUGGAGCAGUUUUCAGUGUGGAUUACAACGAUGAGCUUGACAUCCUGGUCAGCGGCUCAGCAGAUUUCACUGUGAAAGUCUGGGCCUUGUCCACUGGCGUGUGUCUCAAUACAUUGACCGGACAUACAGAAUGGGUCACAAAGGUGGUCUUGCAGAAGUGCAAAGUCAAAUCCCUCAUGCAUAGUCCCGGGGAUUACAUCCUUUUAAGCGCAGAUAAAUAUGAAAUCAAGAUCUGGCCCAUUGGAAGAGAAAUCAACUGCAAAUGCUUAAAAACCCUGACUGUUUCGGAGGACCGCAGCAUCUCCCUGCAGCCCCGGCUACACUUCGAUGGAAAAUACAUUGUGUGCAGUUCAGCCAUUGGGUUGUACCAGUGGGACUUUGCCAGCUAUGAUAUUCUCAGGGUUAUCAAACCACCCGAGUUUGCAAACUUGUCCUUGCUGGGUUUUGGUGACAUUUUUGCCCUCCUGUUUGAUAACCACUACCUGUACAUAUUGGAUUUGAGGACAGAGAAACUGAUCAGCCGUUGGCCCCUGCCAGAAUACAGGAAGUCGAAGAGAGGAUCCAGCUUCUUAGCAGGGGAGAUGGCUUGGCUGGAUGGUUUGGACGGUCAGAACGACAUGGGCCUGGUUUUUGCCACUAGUAUGCCCGACCACAGUAUCCAUCUGGUUUUGUGGAAGGAGCACGGCUGAAAACGGGGAAAGGCUGGUGGAAUAUGUGACAUAGCUUUUUAAGAAAACGAAACAAAAAACCCUACAAAAAUUGAGACUGCCAGCGAUGGAUCAGAGAGAGGAGACUUUGCAUGAACCAAAGCUGCACAUCUUAAUGGAUAUCAUCAUGCAAUGCACAAUCGUUUUAUCUUUUUAAUCUCUUCGUCCUUUUACGAGAGGAAGAUUGGAGGAAAGGGGCGGGGAUGGUUUAUUUGAUUUGUUUUUAAACAUUACGCAUCAGGGCAUGCUAACAGCCUCCAUCACUGCCUCAUGUAAAUUCAUGUUCAAAAACAUACACAUCUGAGCAUUUUGAUCAACUAUGGUUUUUGUUUUGCUUUGUUUUCUUGGGGAGGGGUGCUGUUCAAAAGAAAAGUGUAUUUGGAGCUGUAUCCAGUGCUGGAUUUCUGGUUGACCAAGAGCACAGUUCAGCACAAGGGAAAGUGCAGUCUCCCUUCCUUCCUGCAGCAUCUCAGAAAUCCUUCCAGAGCACCCUUUUUGGUGCUAUAAAGGGCUGCAAGGAGGGAGAGGAAAGAAAGAAAGAAUCCCAGUGCCACCCCAAGCAUUAUAUUUGUUUCUCAGAGACCUCCUUAGUCUUCUUCCCCCAAAUACCUCUUUCGAAAUGGGUGGAGAAGAUGGUUAUUAAUCAGAAUCCCCUUUUAAAAGAAAUACCUUAUUCACAGCCAGUAUGAAAUGUGUGAUCGCUAUAUAAAAACAAACCAAAACUACUGGUUAAUCAGUUUAUAUAUGUCUGGUGUUAUUUGCCCCCCCUAACUCUUUUGCUUUUUGUCUUGCGUCCUGUCAGUGACUUAUGCACAUGUAAGUGCAUCUUAUGUAUGCAAAAGCCUCUUUUGGGGUGGGAUGCAGAGGGCUAUCCUGUUAACCUUGGGCUCCAUUCAAAAACCUCCUAUGCCUGGCAGCUGGGAAAGUAUGAAAAGGGCUGAUGUUGCUCAUUUUUAGCAAAAGGAAAGGUAGGAAGACAAUUCAGACCAUGAAGACUUGGCUGCUUUAAGCUCCUGAGGGAAGGAAAAAGGCAGAUGCGUUCCGCUUGAGAGUAGAUGCUAAUUUCUUCCUUGGACUGAGAUCUGCUGCUUCAUUACAGUCUGAAUUGUCACCCACUUUCCUUCACUGAUAAGCAACAGCAUCUGGGGUCCUUUCCAGGGCUUGAUAGCUGCUAAAUGUUGGGAGGACAUGGCACUGUGUGUUUGUGUAGCUGUGUACAUGUAUCCGAUCUUGGUCAUUUGCACACCCACACUCUGUUCUUGGUACAACUCAGAAGAGACCGUGGCUGUGUGCACAAUCCUACUAGCCCUCAUAAGACAUAAAAACCAUGAGCAGCUGAACCAGAAGAUGCUGCAGGUAUCUGUAUGACGUAAUGUGCGCCUAGUGGCUUUUACAUCUAGAGUCUUAGCAAUGUUCAAUGGUGUGGCAUAUACAACCUAAAAUCUUGCCCAUGGUCUCAUAGAAGCAGGUACAAGGAGUAAGAACGGUAUCUCCUCCAAGAGCUUUGUCUUAUGGGACAAAUUCUUGGUUCGGACCACAGCCUUUCUGCUUGAAUCAUGGAACAGACGUCUCUUUCUGUGGUUUUCAGUAACAACUACAAGCAGAGAGCGGCCUCCAUUCACAGCAUGAUUCAAUUAAUCAUUUUACAGGCUUCAUGCUAGCAGAAAGUGUCUUUCUGGGCUCCACUGAAAGAGCUGUCACUGCUGUUGCUUCUGAAUCAAGUGAGAAAAUGACAAGGAUGGUGAGUAACAAGGAAUAAUAGCUGUUGACAUAGCCUCUUCAUGAAUAUAAGAGGGCAAAGGAGGGUAGGAAAUGACCAUUUUAUUCCCAUUCAUUUGGAGUGUUGGUUUGAACAGCUAAGCUGUAUAAGCAUUCAGAGGUUUCGGUUUCUGGGGUGGCUUAUCUGUAGGGCUAUUUCCCCAGCCCUUUAAAAAAAAUAAUCAAAGUGCACCACAAAUCUUUUGUACAUGACAAUUUGGUGUCUACUGAGUUUGUGCUGAACCUUGGCAAAUCCUCCAUUUCAAAACCUGACUGUCGAUCAAAUGGGAAAACAUCAUAGCAGGGAAAUGUAUGGGGCAGGAAUGGGAUACGGACCUUUCCUUGCCCUGUAUGGUUCUAUUCUCCAAGAAAAGCUGGAACGGAGGUGGUUGCCUCCUUCUGGCAUGUGCUAUCAAUGUUUACACCAACAAUAUUAAUAAAACCGGCCUGGUUUACUA
Messenger RNA from Sceloporus undulatus (fence lizard), 3865 nucleotides. It is a transcript of the gene FBXW2, whose product is annotated as F-box and WD repeat domain containing 2. Lineage: Eukaryota; Metazoa; Chordata; Lepidosauria; Squamata; Phrynosomatidae. The transcript is spliced from 8 exons. The record is from RefSeq and is a predicted model, not a curated record. Bases 267 to 1631 code for a protein of 454 amino acids. Gene Ontology annotation, molecular function: protein binding.